AAGAACCCCACAUCCACUACUUUAGAAAAUCCAAGAUAAAAACAACGCUCAAGACAACGAUUUGGCAUUGACCUUUUAAGCCACUAAACUUUUGUCACAACAUAUAUAAGUUCACAUCUUUCUCUCCCGCCCAUUCAACAUCAUAAUGCCAUUCACAUAUACGAAUUGAUACUCUUCCAAAAAUACCACCAAUUUCCCUUUUUUCCUUGGUCAUUUUCGAACAAAGUUGUAUUAAACCAUGAUGCGUGUCCGUGUAAAAUUACCAGGAUUCUGUAUGAAUCGAACUGCAGUCCAUUCGCCUUCUCAGAUGUACAAGAAGGCACUUGAUUUGAUCAAAUCCGAUGACAACAAGUCUGAAUUUUCCAGCAAAAACAGCGUUGAGAUGAACUACAAUACCGAUGAAUCGUCUAAGACGGAUUCUGAAAAUGGGAUUAACAAUAGAGUCAUGGUUCUUGUUGAUGCCAGUCUUGAAGCCAAAAAUGCUCUACAAUGGGCACUUACACAUACUGUUCAAAACCAGGACACCAUUGUUCUUCUCUCUGUAGUCAAGCCCUCUCAACAAGGUGAAAAUAAUCAGAAAGCCUGCGAACUUCUUUACUCCAUGAAAACUCUCUGCCAAACAAAGAGACCAGGGUUGCAAGUGGAGAUAGCAGUGCAAGAAGCCAAAGAAAAAGGCCCUGUAAUAGUUGAAGCAGCCAAGCAGAGAAAAGUGUCAUUACUGGUACUGGGACAAAGAAAAAGAUCCAUAAUGUGGCGCUUACGCAGGAUGUGGUCAGGGAAAAAGUCGAAAAACAAAGUUGUGGAACACUGUAUUCAUAAUGCAAAGUGCUUGACAAUUGCAGUAAGAAGGAAGAGCAGGAAGUAUGGAGGAUAUCUCAUUACUACUAAACGUCACAAGGAUUUUUGGCUCUUAGCUUAAUCCUAUUGUUAUUAUCUUCAUUUAUGGUACCAAACAACAUCUUUUCGGUUUUUCCCUUAUGUUGUAAUGUGCACGUACAAGUAGCUACUUCCUUCAUUAGAAAAUGAAUUGUACAAAUUAAGACACAAAAAUGAAAGGGACUUAAUUUCAUUGGA
Messenger RNA from Capsicum annuum, 1074 nucleotides. RefSeq lists its product as uncharacterized. The record is from RefSeq and is a predicted model, not a curated record. The transcript is spliced from 3 exons. The coding region runs from base 239 to 919 and encodes 226 amino acids. Lineage: Eukaryota; Viridiplantae; Streptophyta; Magnoliopsida; Solanales; Solanaceae.